GUGUGCUGCAGCGGGAGAGAGCAACGAGAGAGAAAGAGAGAGUGUGUGUGUGUAUGAAAGAGAGAGAGAGCGCGAGAGAGAGAGAGAGCGAAAGAGAGAUAGGGGGGUGGGCAUGAAAAAUAAGCCACAUGCAUAAGAAGGGAGCCAGAGGCACAGAGACAGAGAGGGAAAGAGUGUGAGUGUGCAUGUAUGUGUGAAAACACUGCGCAUGUGUGACUGUGAGGCGCACUGACUGGAACAGACGGAGAAGGAGAAAGAGGAGUAAUGAACGGCAGCUGAGACGAGAGGAGAGAUAACAGCAGAGGAGAGGGAAACGAAGGAGAAGAGAGGUUUAACCUGAAGACUAGACGAAAGGAAGGAAGGAAGAGAAGGGGAACCUACACGCAGAGAAACACAGCAAAGAAGCUCAGGUCGCUGCACAAAAUAAGCUGAAUAAUUUGAGAGGCUUGGGAAGAAGGAUGGAGAAAGAGAGACCAGAGGGCGACACUCAGCCACAGCUCGGAGGAGAAGGAGCAAGGGUGGGAGAGUGAAAGACAAAGGUAACAGAGAGGAGAGGAGAAGAGGAGCGAGGGAUGCGGAGCUCGACGAAAAAGCAGCCCGAGACAUGACGCAUCCACCUUGCAACAGCUUCCUCCAUCUUACAUCUCCUCCAUGUUUUCCUUCCUUCGUUGCUGCUUGUUGUUCGUCCUGCUAGAGUCAAAUGGACAGGAGAGAGCAUCCUCCCUCUGGUGAGACAUCCACUGAACAAAGAGACUGAGCGACUCGGUAUUAUCUUCACAGAACAGCAUCAACAACGUCGACAGCAACAACUGGAACAGGAGAGAGAAGGCGAGAAAGGACUGAAACAAGAGAAGUGCGUAGGCAGACAGGUAGCUGGACCAAAGGAACACGUUACGAGUCUGAGACACUGAAAAAGGGGGAGACAAGCACAGAGGCUUCCUUCAGACUGUUAUCACAUCUUCUGCUCAGCUGGGAGGACUGUCUGAAAGUCCGAAAUAAAACCUUCACUCCCACCUCUGAGGAAUUCAGGAGCCUUGGAGCUUGAAGGAGUCAUUCCAGCAGAGCAUUAUAGGACACCUCCCUCUUUCUUAUCAACAAGCCACCUAGAGGGUCACACAGGGUCACCUGAACAAACUGGACCAAGAGCAGAGAGAAAGACUGGAACGUAUUCUUUCUUUCUCACACACUCAAGUUGACGUGUAACACACACCCGCAGCCAAAAACAGGAAGUCAGGCGGGUGUUUAAGCAAGAAACACAUGCAAGGGCUAGUUUGAGAAGGCAAGAGUUUCCUUGGCAGGCCACAGGAUAUAGUUUAAGACAAUACCUCUCGAACUGCCUGAAACCACCCCUCCCCUUCCCCACUCUGUGAAUGCAGAAAUCCACCAACCUGUACUGUAUGUAUAUAUGUGAGCAUCUGUGUGCAUAUGAGAUUAUUUAUUGGUGUUAUCACUGAGUGAGAACAUAUCUUUGUGCUAAAGUACUAACUGUCCUUGUGUGUGAAUAUUCUGCAAAUAGCCAUCAGAGACAGCACAGGAACAUCAGCAUCAUUGAUUAGAAACAACAAAAACUACCUUUAAGUAGUCAACACUGGUCAAACACUGUAAGCUGGACUGUUAAAUCAUCUGUACAUAUCAGCGGUGACAGAAUAAGAGCUUCGGAUUGCGGUGCUCUGGCUGAGCUCCUCUAUCUGUCUUCCCCUCACAAAGACUCAGGCUGACAGUAGCGCCCACCAGAAGGGGGGAUCUCUGAGGGAAACAUGGAGGCAACCAUCCGUCCCCAUGUCCCCUCGAAUGGCUGACUUCAGAGACAGAGCCCACUUUUUUUCCCCUUGCCCAGAACCGUGCAGGGUUGUCCAGCACUGAGCCACAGCCCCUUUCUCUUCCACCUCCAACAAACGUGCGAAUGUCCUGCCUCAGACGUCAGCCCGUCACCAUCCCCAUGGACACCGUCAAGAUCAUCCAGUCGGAGAAGUUCCCCAGGGAGUGCCCUGUGCCCGUCACCCAACCGCGCUAUGCCCCGCCCCCAAGAGUGGCGUGGGACGGCGGAGGCGAAGGCGAAAUCAUCGUCAACCAGGCCUGCAGCGACCUGACCCUGGACAUUGCAGGGUCCCCCCGGCCUAUGGUGUCCCCGGCGGCCCCCGUGACACGCAGGGAGCAGAGCUUCCUGGCGCAGCGCAAAACCAGUGCCAACGAGAUCUGCUACCACCAGUUCCACUACAAGAUGGAAGACGUGAUAGUAAACCAGUAUGUGCUGCGCUCCUCCUCCACCUCCUCCUCCACUUCUUCCUCCUCCUCCUCGGGACCCGUCAUGCCCUGCGAGCCGCUGGACUGCCCCACCUGCGGUCACACCUACAACUUUGCCGGCAAGCGUCCGCGCAUCCUCUCCUGCCUGCACUCGGUGUGUGAGGAGUGCCUGCAGAUCCUCUACGAGUCCUGUCCCAAGUACAAGUUCAUCUCCUGCCCCACGUGCCGGCGUGAGACAGUGCUGUUCACUGACUAUGGCCUGGCUGCUCUGGCCAUCAACACCAGCAUCCUGAGCCGCUUGCCCUCUGACCCCAACGGGCCCGUGCAGUGGGGCGGGGAUGCCGACCGCAGCUGCUACCAGACUGUGCGCCAAUACUGCCAGUCAGCCUGCACCUGCCAGAUCGCCAACCCCUUGUCCUCCUGUGGCAUCAUGUAGACAAGGGGGGACACUGCAGGCAUGAUUCGACGUUGCCCCCCCCUCCCAACACUCUUUUCGUCUAUAAGCUCUACCCUCUCUGCCAAUCUCCCCCCUCUCUCACACACACACACACACACACACAUACAGUAAAUAAAUCCCUCCACAGAUGUUAUCUCUAUAUAUUUAAUAGCACAGAUGGAUACUGUGUGGGACUAAUGGAUGCCGGUGGUUCAAUAAAUAGUAAAUAAAUGUAUUUUAUGUAUGGACUGGAAUCCUAUUCACCCUCUCUCGUUUGGUUGGACGUGUUUGUCAUUGACAUCUCUUUACAUGGGAAUGCCAGGGGAGGUCUAUCCCCCCAACCUAGGUGAAUAAAGAUUAAAUAAAUCUAAAAGUAA
This is a messenger RNA of Dicentrarchus labrax (European seabass), 3057 nucleotides long. RefSeq names its product ring finger protein 208 (gene rnf208). Gene Ontology annotation, biological process: protein ubiquitination. The record is from RefSeq and is a predicted model, not a curated record. Gene Ontology annotation, molecular function: ubiquitin protein ligase activity. Lineage: Eukaryota; Metazoa; Chordata; Actinopteri; Moronidae. Bases 1904 to 2680 code for a protein of 258 amino acids. The transcript has 2 exons.